Camelina sativa (false flax) is the source of this 6459-nucleotide messenger RNA. RefSeq lists its product as uncharacterized. The record is from RefSeq and is a predicted model, not a curated record. Lineage: Eukaryota; Viridiplantae; Streptophyta; Magnoliopsida; Brassicales; Brassicaceae.
CAUUUCAGGGGACGAUUCCGAUUCCCAAAUUACAGUACUUCUUCGAUUCCCGAAACUCAGAUUCACCAAUUCUAUAAAUCUAACAAUCUGAAGGUGUUGAAAGUGAUUCAUGGUGAGAGAGAGAAUCUUCAGAAAUGGAAUUUCACCGAAUGAAAAGAAAACGUUUACAAGCGUUAUCAAAGAAACACGGGAUCCCUGCGAACAUUAAGAAUACCGAGAUGGCGAGAAGACUCGCGUAUAUUUUCGAGAAGGAAACUUUUACGGAAUUGAUAGUUUUGCCAGAUGAUUCUGAUGAAGUUGAUGUUGUUAAAGAUGAUUUAGUUGUUAAGAAAGUAAGAUUUAGUCCUGAGAACGAAGUUUUUGAAUUCACUCGUUCUAUGAAGGGGAAGGAUGUUCGAACGCGUAGCGAAGGGAUUGAUAAUGUUGGAGAAAGUGGAAUUGAGCUACGGCGGUCAACGCGGAUUCUGGAUAAGGGGAAAACAGUUGUAUCUGGUGGUGUUACUCAGGAAGAGUGUAAAGGAACCGAGUUGAUGGCUUUGGAACAGUUUGAAUAUGAGGCUGAUAUCUCUGAGAGUGAACAAGAUGGUUUCAUGGUAGAAAAGGUUGGGAGACGGUCUACACGGAUAGCAUCCAAGGCAGGGACCUUGUUACCUGCUAAUCGGUCAAAAUUGCUUGUAGAUAUCGAUGAUAAAGAAGAUCAGCUUGUCAAGAAUAAUGUGAAGGAGUUGGUAUCUAUGGUUCAGGAUACAGGAAAUUGCCAUCAUAGGAAGGAUGUGCAAGAUGAUCCUAAAUUUGAAAAGGUUCCUAGGCGAUCUAGACGAAUUGGGAGAGAUAUUGAUGUGCAGGCUAAUACCCUUGAGGAUCAGAGAAGGUCAACAAGGCUCAAAGCUAGAUCUACGGUGGUUACUAGUCAAAAAAGCGAGCUAGCCACUAAUCAAACGAAGGAGCUUUCAAUAGAUUGUGAGGUUCAGACAACUGAAGAUUACCGUAUGAUGAAAGUCCAGGAUGCUUCUAAAGUUGAAAUGGUUCCUCGGCGUUCAAAACGAGGUUGCAACGAAAUUAGUGUACUGAUGGAUAAGCAGCCCGUUAAGGCUGUGAAGCUUGAUCACCUUGGAGUAAAAAAGGCUCCAAAUCAGUUUAAGCAACGUGAAAAGCGUCUCAGUAAACUUCUAGUAGAUGAUGGCCAAGCGCAAAAGGGUGAUAAACAACCAAAGAAAACUUUUGGAAAUGGUAGUGAGGAUAAAAAGCUUCUACGAAGUUUGACGCACACUACAUUAGCUAAUACGCUAGGUCAAGCAAUGAGUAGUUCAACGAAGCCUUGUUCAGUUAUUGACAGUGAAAAAGAUGGAGCUUCUGUUGAUAAUCUGAAGAAGUCAAAUGUGAUUGAUGAAAUGCAGAUGGAUGAUUCAUUUGAGAAUCCAAUAGUGGUUGAAGAGAAUCUGGUUGAAAAGAAGACGGGGGAAACUCUUGAAAAGAAGAGGGAUAGAUCACGUCAGGGCAAUCAAACGCCAAGAAAACUUUUGGAUCAGUACGCUCAUUUUGAGCAAGAAGAAGCAGACAAGAGUAAUGUCGGAUCUAGAGGCUCUUCCAAGAGGUCAGAGACAAUGAAUCAAAUAUGUGUUAAGGAGAAGCCACAAGGAAUGAUCGAGAACUCAACUUUUCCAUCUGACACCAAAGCUGCAGAAUCUGUUCUGAUUACUGAGAAUGUGUUGGAUUCUACACCGGAUAAAGCAGUUGAAAGUUCUCAAAGAAAAAACACUCAAGAGUUGAAUUCUGAACUUACGGAAGAUAAACGUGAAGAGAGACUUGAGCGAGACUCAGUUUUGAUUGCUGCGGUUAAGGAGAACGAAAAGGAAGUAUCAUCAUGCUCUGUACUUCUUAGCGAUCGUUUAUCACCUGCUUCAAUGCAAUAUUCAGUAAGCAAUUCUAAAGCUGAGCUAUUCGCCCCUACUGGCCAUAUCUUUGUUAAAGAAAAUGCUUCUAUAGUUGUUGAGGAAAAUACCAAAACCAUGGACGAAAUCCUUAUUUGCACUCCUAUGUCUGAGCUCAAGGAGCAGACCUGUCUAGAAGCAAUCCUGGAAAAUUCAGCUGAAUGUUGGAAAGAGAUUCACCCAAGCAAAGCUGACGAGAAAAUAUCCUUAGAGAAGGACGUACAAGCAGCAAAUUUACAUGGAAACGUUUUGGAAUACAAUACUGUCGGUUGUCUUAGUGCUGGACCUGCUAUUGGCUCUUCCAACACUAUGAAGACAGUGAAUCAAGAAUUGGUAAAAGAUACGCAACAAGGAAUGACUGAGGAGCACUCACCUUCUACAUCUGAAACCAAAGCUGCAGAACCUGUUACGAUUUCUAAGAACGAUUUGGAUUUUGCACUGAAAGUUUCCGGUCAUUCACUGGAAAGAUGCACGCAAGACUUGGAUUCUGAACUUCUAGAAGGAGAACAUGAGCAGAAAACAUUUCUCAUGGCUGUGACUAAGAAGGGUAAAGGGGAAGCAUCAUCACUGUCUAAGUUUCUUGUUGAGCGUUCAGAAGUGAACACACGCCCUGAUAUCCGCAGCACUGGUUGUUAUCUAUCUGUGGAAGAAACUACCUCUCCUGCUAAAGCACAUUUACGAAUGAGCCAUCCAAAAGCCAAGCUAGGCGUGCCUACAAGCCGUAUCUUUGACAAGGAUAUUGUUUCGACAGUUAUCACCGAGGAAAAUAUUAAAACCAAGGAAGACACCCUUAUUUGCACUCCUAGAUCUGAGCUUAAGGAGCAUAGCUCUAUCUCUAAGUUAGCCAAAAUUGAAGCUGAAUGUUGUAAGGAGACUCACUUAAGCAAAGAUGAUGAGAAAGGAAUGGAGGACUCACUUUCUACAUCUGAAACCAAAGCUGCAGUUUCUGUUAUGAUUUCUGAGAAUGUUUUAGAAACUACUCUGGAAAGCUCAAUUGAUAUUUCACAGAGAAGAAACACUCAAGAGUUGCAUUCUGAACUUAUGGAAGGAGAAUGUGAAGAGAAACAUGAGCAAGACACAGUUCUGAUGGCUUCAACUAAGGAAAAAGUGGAAUCAUCAUCACUGUCUUUAUUUCUUAUGGAGCGCUCAGAAGUGAACAACCCUGCAGUCGAGCUUUUUGUAGAAACCACACAACCUCCUACUUCAGUACUGUUAGCAGUGAGCAACCCGGAAGCUGAGUUAGGCGAUCCUACCGACCAUAUUCUUGUGAAGGAUAUUGCUUCAACAGUUAUUGCCAAGGAAGAUAUCAACACCAAGGAUGAAAUCUUUAUUUCCACUCCUACAUGUGAGCUGAAGGAGCACAACUUUGUAGCUAAAUUAGCAGAAGAAAAGGCAAUCCUGGAAUAUUCAUCUGAAUGUCAGAACGAGAUUCAAUCAGGCGAAGAUGGUGAGACAGGUUCCUUAAAGAAGACAAUACAAGCAGAAAAUCUUUAUGGAAACUUUUCUGGAUACAACACUAAGAAUAGUUCUCUUGGUGAAUGUGUAAAUCUGGAGAUGCUGGAUGAGAUUCUGGAGAAAUCCGAGCAGAAAAGUUAUUUUGAAAGAGGUUGCAAACUUAACGCGUUAGAGCUAAAAAGAUGCUCGUCAACUGAUAUCACUUCUCAUUCUCUUGAGGAAAAUAACGUUUCAAAGUGUUUUGAGGAAGAUAACACAGAAGCUCUGUCCCUACCUCUACCUAGAAACAACGAUUCUAGUUCCUCUGAUGAGUUAGCUAUAUUUACUACCCCAGAAAGGAAGUUGAUGUUGAUGGAACGAAGCAGUGAAAGGGGAAAGAUGCGUGCAGCUGAUUCAGUGACCCAACACAAUGAUGAAGCAGUAGAGUCUCAUGCUAUUGUUUUCACAACUCCUAAACAAGUUUCAACGCUGGGGAAUGCUGAGAUAGAUGAGGCCGGAAAGGAAGACGAAGCUGAAGUAUCCACUGGGCUACAGAAUGAUCAACCUUUAGCAAAUUUUGAACCAAACGAAACAGGAUGGCAAGGAAUCAAUAGUGCUGAGAAGUCAUGUCUUUUUACAAGCGCGGAGAGACAACUAUUGUACGGAGGAUCUGAACAAAAGGAAGCAGUAAUUAUUGGAGAAAUAGUGGGUGAAGAGUUUCAUGACGUGUAUGUUAUUCCAAAUGUUCCAGUUAAACAUACCUUUCCAGAAAACUCAGAAUUGGACGAAGCUGCAGAAGGUGAUGUUAAUAAGUCUGUUAAAUUGCGAGUUGACUCUGGCAUUUUCACUAGUGCCGAGAAACAUUUUGAAACAGAUGAAGGGGUAAAAGGAGACAAUAUAACUGCUAAGUCUCAUGUUGUCUCUGAUCUUCUCACUGCUGCCGAGGGCCACUUUCUUCUGAUGGGAGUGUCUGAACCAGAUGAAGCUGAAAAAAGCAGGGAAAAGGGAAUGGCUCUUGCAGCUGAAUCAAUGACCGAACGAAACGAUGAAGUAGGAGAGUCUCAUGCUGUUGUUUUCACAACUCCUAAACAAGUUUCAACACUGGGGGAUGCUGGGAUAGAUGAGGAGCAUACAUCUACCAUCUUUCCUGAUGAAUUUGAUGUCAAGGAAUCAAUAGUGCUGACAAGUCAGGUCAAACAAGGAGAUCGAUCUGGAAUGAAUGAAGAAAAUAGGACUGUUGAGCUUCAACGUGAUUCUGGCACUUGUAGCCUGGAUGCACAUACUCUCUUGGGAAAUUAUGUAUCAGGUGGAGGGAACAACCCUAUGGAGUUUUAUGAAGAUUAUGUUGUUUUCACUGACCAGGAGAGAUAUGAGCUUGCUGGAUCUGUUGGACAUGAUAAAGCUAGAGAAAGUGAAGGAAAAGAGGUUGUGCAGUUUUAUGAGAAAUCUGAAGUGUCCACUGGGCUACACAGUGCUCAACCUUUAGCAUUUUCUGAACUAAGUGAAACAGGAAGGCAAGGAAUCAAUAGUUCUGACAAGUCAGGUCUUUUUACAAGCGUGGAGAGACAACUCCUGUACGGAGCAUCUGAACAAAAGGAAGCAGUAAAGACUGGAGAAAAAGCGGGUGCAGAGUAUCAUGAUGGGUUUGAUGUUCCAGAAAACUCAGAAUUGAACGAAGCUGCAAAAGGUGAAGAAAAUAAGUAUGUGGAAUUUCGAGUUGCCUCUUUCACUAGUGCCGAGAAACAUCUUGAAACAGAUGAAGGGGUAAAAGGAGACAAUAUAACUGCUAUGUCUCAUGCUGUGUCUGAUGUUCUCAGUGCUGUUGAAGGCCAGUUUCUUAUGGGAGAGUCUGAACCAGAUGAAGCUGAAAAAAAAUACAGAGAAAACAACGAUGUGGAUAUGUUGGGUGAAUCUAACACGUCCUUUGGCCCAGAGAUGCACAUGCUGUUUGGAGAAUCUGAACUAGAUGGAACAAAAAACAUACGAGAUUAUACAGCUACCACUUGCGAAGAGUCUUUUGCUUUCACUUCUCCAGAGAGACGACAACUUUUAGUAAACUUUGAACCAUACAGCGCUCGUAAGAAAGAACAAAAGGUGGUGGAAGACAGUGUGGUUCAGGAAAGUCUUCUUGCAGUUCAAGAUUUCAGAGAAAAUACCAUUGCUGACUCAAGCAGUAGUAUCGCAUCCAAAUUUGUUUACAUCAAUUACUCUAAUGCUGGGAUAGAGACUGCAGGCGCAGAGUUAAUGCCGAAAGGUUCUCAGGCAGAGGAUGUUGCAGGUCAUAUUUCACAUGUUGACUCGUUAAAUCUUUUUGAUUUUGAGACUGAGGAAGCAGAGUCAAUCAUGGAAGCAGAAAUAAAUGUUUCCUUUAGCUCCUAUGUUGCGUUACCAGCCAAAGGUAACUCGGAGACAAUUGACGAAAUUUCCCACGACCUUGAAGUUGCUGGAACAUGUUCCAUGGUGUCUGAAGAAUCUGGCCCUUCCACUGACAAUCAGAAUCAGAUACAUGAUGCGCUGGAAGAAUUGGCAAUAACAGACAUUAAUGAAGCAGAUAAGCUAACAAAGAACAUUCAAAAAGGCUUGGAGGGAAAUUUCCUGUUGAAUUCUUCAGGUGGCUCCUAUGUCAAUGUCUCUGGAAAGACAUGCAUCUUAGCUGGAACCGAGGAUGAAGAUGAAGCAGCUGGUCCUGUUGCUACUGCCUUUGAUAAGGAAAUGAUCAGCAGAGAAGCUACUCCUGAAACCAGAAAGGAGAUAUCCGAGAUGCAAGUGAGAAGAGAACCAAGCUUGAUUUACGGAACACAAGUGAAGCCUAAAAGACAUGACAUGAAAGAGAAUGCACCAAACUUGAAGAUUGUGCAUAAUCUUAACGUAACAGCUCCAAGAACAUCAAAGAGACAGCCGCUCCAAGACUUGGGGAAGAACUAGAAGACGAAUCUGCAUAUCUCAUGCACUUAUCUAAAAUUUCUCUUAUCCGCUAUAAUAAUUUCUGCUUCUAUUAUGUACUUUGAAACACCUAUCUUGAAUUAGUACUACUAAGCUAAUUACGUUUCAAAUUUGCAGUAUUGAAUGUGUUUUUAUAAAAAAUAGUUUGCCU